Macrosteles quadrilineatus (aster leafhopper) is the source of this 767-nucleotide messenger RNA. Its product is annotated as mediator of RNA polymerase II transcription subunit 11-like. Gene Ontology annotation, biological process: regulation of transcription by RNA polymerase II. Lineage: Eukaryota; Metazoa; Arthropoda; Insecta; Hemiptera; Cicadellidae. The transcript has 3 exons. Bases 250 to 642 code for a protein of 130 amino acids. Gene Ontology annotation, cellular component: mediator complex. Gene Ontology annotation, molecular function: transcription coregulator activity. The record is from RefSeq and is a predicted model, not a curated record.
UGUCAAUUGUAUUUGUAUUUUAUUUUGUAUUGUAGAGAAUUUGUAGCAUUGUAACUUAGCUGUACAAACAAGUGAAACAAGCCUAAGUUUUUAGUUAAAAGUUUUGUUAAAGUUAAGUAGUCAACAUUCAAAGUUACACCCCAUCCAUAGCCGUGUGAUUUGUGUUAUGUUGGAAAUAGGAGCCAACUGUAUUCUUAUACAUUAUUUUAAUUGUGUCGACAAAUUGAAAUAGACAUUGGCAUAAUAACAAUGACUGCUCCCAUGGAGAGAAUACAAACACUUGAUGCCAUAGAAAAGGACAUAAUUUUGUGUUUACAAAGUGCAGGACAUGCUCUUAUGGAACUUAGUAAAGACAAAUCAAGCCUAAAACAAGCAGAAAGCCACUCCAAUCAGUUCCUCAAAACCCUACACCAUGUGGAAUCAAAACUUACAGAGCAGAUUAACUAUCUCACUCAAGUAUCAACAGGCCAACCACAUGAAGGGUCAGGUUAUGCUUCUCAGAAGGUGCUUCAGAUGGCCUGGCAUCGUUUGGAACAUUUACGCAGCCGAGUAAACGAGCUAGAACGUAUCAAGAACAAACAGCUGCAGUCUAGAGGCAUCAUGAGACCAGCACCUCCUAUGGGCCAACCUAUGAACCAGUGAAGUCUGAUUAUGAGUGUUUUGUGAUUUCUCAAUGUAACUUUUGUGUAUAGCCUAAUAUUGUUUUGUUAGAGAGUAAAGACAUCAAUGUGGUUUUCAAGUGAAAUAUACUGGUUUUUCCUAUGCUA